Messenger RNA from Mollisia scopiformis, 1660 nucleotides. RefSeq names its product FAD/NAD(P)-binding domain-containing protein. The record is from RefSeq and is a predicted model, not a curated record. Bases 192 to 1616 code for a protein of 474 amino acids. The transcript is spliced from 2 exons. Lineage: Eukaryota; Fungi; Ascomycota; Leotiomycetes; Helotiales; Mollisiaceae.
UUCUCAUCCUUCAAGCCUCAAUCCAAAUAAUCGCCAGUUUGUCAACAUCUCAAGCAAGGGGAAAGACAGCAGGCUUUCAAUGUUCCGCAAAAGCUUUCGAUUUGUUUAAAGCCGGGCAUAAGCUCUCCGAAGAUGGCUCAAGUGUCUUAUCUCUUCUCUCGAUCUUUUGGUGUACUUGCUGCUCUUACAUCAUGCUUGCACUUUUCAAUGGCGCCCAAGUUUUCCUCUCAUCUUCAGCAUUGCUCACAUUAUCCUCUUUCGUUUCUGCUGCACAAACAUCGUUCCAAAUCAACGGGCACAAGUACAGUGUUGACAAUAUAAUUACAAGAGAUAUUAGCAUCAUUGGAGGUGGAUCUUCUGGGACAUACUCGGCAAUACAACUUCGAGACGCUGGUAAGAGCGUGGCUGUGAUCGAACAGACCGGACGUCUUGGUGGGCACACACAAACCUACAUCGACCCGACUACAGGCACUCCCAUUGACUAUGGUGUUGAUUUCUUCCACCAUCUCGAGGUUGUUACAAAUUACUUCGCACGUCUUAAUGUAUCAUUGACUACAUCGUCGACCGGCGCAUCAGGUAUCAUACAAGAUUAUGCGGACUUUGCAACGAGCACGCUUGUCGCAGCUCCAACCGGAAACUUGACAGCUGCUCUUGGCAUAUGGGCUGAACAGAUCGCAAAAUAUCCUUACCUAGACUACGGCUUCGAUCUGCCAGACCCAGUGCCAGAAGACUUCCUCCUCACAUUUGUCGAAUUCGCUCAGAAAUAUAAUCUCAGUGCACUACUGCCUUUCGCUUGGACGUUCACACAAGGUGUAGGCGACUUUAGGAAAACACCGAUGUUGUAUUUUCUCAAAGGAAUUGGACCGGAGGAUCUAUCUGACCUGCAGAACGGGUUUCUGACAACAGCACUGCACGAUAAUAGCUUGCUCUACCUCUCUGCACAAAAUGUGCUCGGGUCUGAUGUUUUCUACAAUAGCACCAUUCUCGAUGUCGAACGCUCUAACAGAAAUGGAGUUUCCAUAAUCGUCAAACAAGGCUCAAAGCUCACACUCAUCAAAUCGACUCAGCUGGUCGUCGCUAUUCAACCCACACUCUCAAAUCUCGCUCCCUUCGACCUCGCAGACAGCGAGAGCGACAUCUUCGGAAAGUUCAAAUACACACAAUACGUCACAAGCAUCCUCAACAACACUGGCAUUCCAUCAAAUGUCUCCAUAAACGGCAUCGACCCCUCCCUCGAAUUCUCCAUCCCCGCUCCACCCGCACUUUACGGAACAGUAACAACGGGACUCCCAGGCUUACAACAUGCAUAUUACAUUGCGACAGAUCCCUCUACCACCGACUCCGAAAUCGAAGCUGCGAUCUUGUCACAAGUGAAGAAUAUCCAAUUCCCAGGCAAGCGAUCUUCAAACCCGGAUAUUGUGGUUAGUAGUAAUCACCAACCGUUUACGCUGCAAGUCGGUGCGGAUGAUAUUAAAGACGGGUUUUAUAAGAAGUUGUAUGCGUUGCAGGGGAAGCGGAGGACGUGGUGGGUAGGAGCGACUUGGCAUACACAUGAUAGUAGUUUGAUCUGGAGGUUUGUGGAGGGGCUGUUGCCUAACGUUACGGCAGCGUUGUAGAGAGUGGAAUGUAACAUUUGGUGUGGGAGGAGUUUGUGUUAGUU